AGCAAUGGAUGGGGUGGGGAUGAUGGAGCAGCAGUGGUGAGGAGUGGGCUGUGACUAUGGGGGAAGCAGGGGGCCUGCAGUGCUCAACGGAGGGGGAUUUAGACCGUGAGCAGUCAGGAAGGGGAUGUGGUAAGAACGGUGUAGUGUGUAGUAAAUCGGAAAAGCGUCGAUGCCGGCUGCUUGCUUUUGCGGUGAAGUCUUUCCCUGCCAGUGCUCUCCAAACCCGUGGGCGAUGCAGACUGGAAACCCCUGAGCAGCGUGACUGGUGCAUAAAGCGAUCACAGGGUGUCACACACAUGCCCAUGCCCUACAGGAGCGUUGGAGCAGUUCCUUGCUUGUGACUCAAUGUUUCUAGCAUCUCGGUCCCUGUGUAGAUGUUGGUGCAGACGGCUGUUAGCUGCGGCUCUGGGGCUGUGACACUCGGACGGCCUGGGAAAGCGGGGAAGGGAGCUGAGAUACAGCAGCCCCUUGACCGCCAUAGAGAGCCAGGCAGCGAAGGGGAACCGGCUCGCUGGAGCGUCCCUGGCUGGAGAGAGGCUGCGGCUUGCACAGGUGAUGGCCGAAGCUGCAGGCUCAGGAAACGUGCUGCGUGGACAGUCGCAGUGAGCGUUGUACUUGUCAUUCUGAUGGUUGCUGUUGUGGCUCUGGCAGUGCUGGUACUUAAAGCACAGCCCCAAUUCAUGGCCUGGUGCCCGGACGGCUGGAUCGGAUACCAAGGGAAAUGCUACUAUUUCUCCGAGGCUGAAGAGAACUGGAACAACAGCCAGAGAUACUGCUCUGCGCUCGGCGCUUCCCUGGCUCUGAUUGACAGCGAGCAGGACCUGGCUCUCAUGAUGCGAUACAAAGGCGUCUCCGAGCACUGGAUUGGCCUCUGGAGAGAGCAGGAGGGGCAGCGCUGGAAAUGGGUGAAUGGCUCUGAUCUCAACAGCUCGCUCCUGAUAAGAGGAGGAGGUGACUGCGCGUACCUGAACGACAAGACCGUCAGCUCUUCCAGGUGCAUCACCGAGAGAAAUUGGGUCUGCAGCAAACCUGAUGCGUUUACAAGCCAGAAAAACGCAAUACAGAGCAGUCAGGAGCUGAAAAACCUCACAACGGGCUAUUAGAGAAACUCUAUCUCGCACAACCGGUCUACAGCCGAGCUUAUAAACAAGGAUUAAAAAAUAAAAUAGCAAAAUUUCCAGUGGACCCUGAAUUAUUAGGUUAAUCAAACUGAAAAACAGGAGGAACUUCAGCAGGAUCUAGCCACGUGAGGGGAACGGGCCACCCACUGGCAAAUGAAAUAGUGUGACAAAUACAGAUAGGGUCCAGCGGAGGAACAAUUGAGGAUUACUCAUCCAUCUUCCUAGCUUCUAAAAUAACUACAACAGCUCAGGAGAAGGAGCAGGGGUGAACUGCUGACCCCAUUGAAAUUUAUGCGCAUUUUCCCAUUCAAUUCAAGGAGGCCAGCAUCUCACCCAGGGGUGUCACUGGAGAUGGCCCAGCGCAGACCUCGGCUGAGCGUGCAGCAGCUGACAACAAAGCCAACAAGAUGUUGGGGUACAUAAGGAACGCACUAGGUGAGAAUACAGAAAAUUCUCUGAUGUCAUUGUAUGAAUCAAAGGGACACCCUGGUGGGGAACACUGUGUGCAAUACGGGUCACCCAUCUCCAAAAGGACGCUGCAGAGCUAGAGGAGGUUCAGAGACUGGUGACAAGAAUGAUGGGAGGCCACGUGGGACUUUUGUGUGCCGAGAUUGGGGCUGUUCUUGUCAGAGAAUAAGGGGACGUGAACAAGGGGAAAAAAACAAAGACUGGGCCGGGGAAGGUAGAUUGGGGUGCUGCUAUUCAGUCCAUCUCUUGAUACAAGAACUGGGAUGCUUAACAAAAUUGAAAAAUCAGCAAAUUUGAAACUGAUCGAAGGACCUAUGUUUUCCCACAACGCACAAUUAGCCUGCGGAACUCACUGCUGCAAGAUGUCAUUGAAGCCAAGAGCUUGGGAGGAUUUGUUUUUAAAAGGACUGGUUCAUUAACUACUGUUCUUCAUACAAGAGAGGAAAUGAACAGGAGUUUGGGAAGGGAGCCAAACCUUCUUUCUUCAGGGCAUGAACCACCAUCUAAGUAAUGAAGAUCAGGAGCAAACUUCUCCAUUUGGCCGGUUAUUCCAUCACUGUCCACUAGGAUUUCUCUUGACCUGUCUUCUGAAGCCGCUGGUGCGGGCCACGAAUGCACUACAGCUCUGAAUUAGUCUUGCACUUACUAUGUUAAUUGCCUCGACCCCGUGACCUUGCCCUUUAAUAACCGAUGGUUUUUUUCCUGAGCCAAAGACUAGUCGUGCUGCUUUUAGAUAUGAAUUCAGCGUUAGUUUUGCUUCCUGGGGCAGGACCCCUGGGCUGUGUGGAUUUUUGUCGAGCAGUGCAGCUGGAUAGCAGCAGAUCUUCCGGAUGUCCUGAACCAAGCUUCCAGCCCUGGGGCUCCUUUUCAAUAGAGCAUUUUCCCUGCUGGAGCUGCCCAGUGCUUGGGAAGGAGCAUUUAAGAGAGUGCUCCUAAGCUCCAUGGUGGAUUAUGCAAGAUGGAAUUGCUUCGUUUGAUCUCAUUUAACUUAUUUAUUAUUAGGGUGACAGUUCUGAAUAGCUGAUAGACGGUUUGGAAAACAGGAUUGGUUUCACUGAAUCUCCUGACUCCAAAUUUAUUAGGGGAAAAAUAUUUUGAAAUUUUCAAAACAAAAUGUUUUGACACAUUCAAACCAGAAUGUUUUGGGGCUUUAGAGCCGGAACGACGUUUUCUUUUGACGUUUUUAGGAAUUUUAACUGUGGGGAAAAAAAGUUACAAUGGAAACAUUUUGAAAUUAUCGAAACCAGCGGUUUCAAUGGACCCAGAAUGAAUUUUUGGUUUGGUUUAUUGACUCUUGACAAGUUUCUAGAGUUUACUCUUCAUCUUGAUUUGGGAUGGGAUAAAAUGUUGAAAUCUCCCAAAUUCUCAUGCAUGGGAAAGGAGUUUCCCACCUAGCUCCACUCCAAAGCCACACAGAUGCUUUUGAAAAUCACAUCCUCUGGGCCCACUUGUGUAGAACGAGGCAUCUCCAAGCUCUGCCUAUACACCAGCUCAGCUGAGUCUCCAGUGUUGGCAACUCCUGCAGUUUAUGGCACUCUAUUUGUUGCUUUUUGGCAAAGCCUGGUUCUUGGAAUGAGCUAAUCUGAGAACCUCAGCUUUCUGCUGUUAUUUUUUUAAGCAAGUUUUUAGCCCACAGCAUCAUGGCGAAAAGCUUAAAAUUGUGACUCGAGUUCUCCCUAAAGACUCACAAACCAGAAGGCAACGAAAAAGAACCCAAAAUUUUUAAAGCAAAUUUCAUUUUUCAUUAUUUUUGUACAUCUGGAGUUGGCAGUAGUGGGUCUCGGGCUGUCAGAGACUUGUAGAUUCCAAGACCAGAAGGGAUCUCUGUGAGAAUCUCAGAUGACCUGUGUAACACAAGCCGUACGACUGCCCUGAAUUAAUUCCUGUUCGAACUAGAGCAAAUCUUCUAGAAAAACAUCCAAUCUUGAUUUUAAAAAUUGUCAGUGAUGGUGAAUCCAUUGCAAUUCUGGGUAAAUUGGUCCAACGGUUAAUUAUCCUCACUGGUAAAAAUUUGCAUGUUCUUUCUAGUCUGAAUUAGUCUAACUGUUACUUCUUUACACAUUGCCUUCAUUGUACUAUGUGUUUGUUUGAUUCUGAAGUGUAAGAAAUGGAUAACUGGGUUACUACUAUGCAAAUGUUAUUUACUGUUCAUAGCCUUUAUCCACGUGUCUUUACCUCACUAUAUAUUCAUGUGGGUGUUCAUAGAAUCAUAGAAUAUCAGGGUUGGAAGGGACCUCAGGAGGUCAUCUAGUCCAACCCCCUGCUCAAAGCAGGACCAAUCCCCAAUUAAACAUCCCAGCCAGGGCUUUGUCACGCCUGACCUUAAAAACUUCUAAGGAAGGAGAUUCCACCACCUCCCUAGGUAACGCAUUCCAGUGUUUCACCACCCUCCCAGUGAAAAAGUUUUUCCUAAUAUCCAACCUAAACCUCCCCCACUGCUACUGUAUUGCCUUUCGUUACCUCCUUGACACAAAAUAAAAUUAAAUCCUGUUUGUAACUGCGUGGCAUCCACCUCUCACCUCACCUUCUAGCCGGAAGGGUCUGCAGUCUUUCAGUUUGUGAUAAGCCCUGUCGGUGAUUUCUCAGGCGUUUUUCAGUGACUCAGCCCCCUGGCCGAGUCUCACACACCGUCCGGCGUAUGCAGCCCACCAGAGGCCUAUACCACUACCCCUCUGUUGGUAUGGCUGUAGCCCUCCCUGGGAUACGCUGAAAGGGUUAAACUUCAGCCAUCCACUGACUUGCAUGGUCAUGUUUCCCGGCUGCUGGGUCUGAGGAGAGCAAGGUCUCACUGAGUAUAAACUGGCUUGGGUUAGAGCCACUCUCAGAGCGGGUUAGAGCAGUUCCCAGAGCAAGCCACGAUUAUGAAAACUUGACAUUGGUUAGACAGCUGAGAUCCCAGCCAGUCAUGCUGACCACGAUUGUCCCAUUGUUUCUUUGUACUCCCCCUGUCUCUGUCUGUCUGAUAGAUUCCAAGGUCAGAAGGAGCCACUGUGACCAUCCACUCUGACCCCCUGUAUAACAUCGGCCACACAACAUCCCUGCAUUAAUUCCUGUUGGAGCCAGAGCAGAUCUGUUAGAAAACAUCCACCUGAUGUCUCUUGUCUUAGAUUGUGGGGCAGGGACUGUCUUUUUGUUCUGUGUUUGUCCAGCGCCUAGCACAAUGGUGUCCUGCUCCAGGAGGGGGGCUCCUAAGCACUGUGGUAAUACAAAUAGCUACUAAUCAUUAUAAUAAUAAAAUCUCCCAGCCCGCUGCCACUCCUGAAGCUCUAGCGCCACCCUGUGCCCAUUUCAUGUCACUGGGUCUAAAUUACAGCCUGUUUCUUGAGAGAGACAAAGUGGGCGGGGUCUAUGAGGGUAUGUCAACAGGGCAACUAGACACUGCGGCUAGCCCGGGCCAGCCGACUCGGGCUUGCGGGGCUCUUCCAUUGCUGUGCAGACGCCUGGGCUUGGGCUGGAGUCUGGGUUCUAGGACCGUCCGUGGUGGGAGGGUCCCAGAGCUUGGGCUCUGGCUGGAGCCCAGAUGUCUACACAGCAAUGAAACAGGCCCCAGCCCGAGUCGGCUGCUUUUUCUUUGCUGUGUAGACAUACUCAUAAUGGACCCAUUUUGGUUGGUGAAAGAGUCAAGUUCUCGGGGCCAGACCUGACCCAGACCUGAAUAAGAGCUCUGUGGAUCCUGAAAGCUUGUCUCUCUCACCAGCAGAAGUUGGUCCAAUAAAAAUAAAAAUUCCUCGACCUUGUCUCUCAUAUCCUGGGACCAACACGGCUAUAACUCUGCAAACAGCAUAUAUCUGAUCUCUUUCCCCUCCCUUUUAUGCCAGGUUCCGCCCUGUGCCUACACAGAAUGCAACACACGGAGCUGAGGUCCUCUUAAUAUACACAGGUUUCAGAGUAACAGCCGUGUUAGUCUGUAUUCACAAAAAGAAAAGGGGUAUUUGUGGCACCUUAGAGACUAACCAAUUUAUUUGAGCAUGAGCUUUCGUGAGCUACAGCUCACUUCAUCGGAUGCAUACACAAUUAUCAUAUAAACCACCACGUCCCUUGACUGCCCUGUGGUACUAAAUCAUUGGGCUGUCUCUCCAGGGCACGUUUCUCCUCGAGUUUAGAUCCAGACAAACCUGUUUCAUCAUUCCUUUU
Chelonia mydas (Green sea turtle) is the source of this 5723-nucleotide messenger RNA. Its product is annotated as C-type lectin domain family 2 member D. The record is from RefSeq and is a predicted model, not a curated record. The transcript is spliced from 5 exons. Lineage: Eukaryota; Metazoa; Chordata; Testudines; Cheloniidae. The coding region runs from base 375 to 1103 and encodes 242 amino acids.